AUGGUUAUAUCUAAAGUAGAUUCCCACUUGUAUGUGGGCGACCUUUAUACAGCUCAUUGUCUGUUUGAUCAUGUGCGUCAGCCUAUCACUCCUGAUUCGGAUAGCGAAAUUGAAGUUAAUGAAGCCGAAUAUAAUAUCAAGGGUGUGAUAACAGCCUGCUUCGAUACACCUGAUUGGUGCAACAGGUCAGAUGAAUGUACUUAUCAGAGUCCGGCCUUCUCACAUUUAGUGAAAUCUCCACAUUGCGAUCGAAGUUAUAUCGACCUCCACGUGGAUCGCAUUAAAAACCGUCCAGAUGUUAAAAGCGACUCAGAUGAUUCGAAAGAACAUGUAAAUAGUUUUGUCUUGCAUAUGGUGAUAAAUGCGGAGGACUCCUCUAACGAACGUCUAUUCAGGGCAUUCCCGUUUACAUAUGAUUUUGUGGAAGCUGUGCACAACAUGGAAGAUGGAAACACCUUUAUUCAUUGGUAA
Messenger RNA from Babesia sp. Xinjiang, 471 nucleotides. RefSeq lists its product as uncharacterized. Bases 1 to 471 code for a protein of 156 amino acids. Lineage: Eukaryota; Apicomplexa; Aconoidasida; Piroplasmida; Babesiidae. The transcript has a single exon. The record is from RefSeq and is a predicted model, not a curated record.